Molecule: messenger RNA, 2616 nt
Organism: Pieris rapae (cabbage white)
Lineage: Eukaryota; Metazoa; Arthropoda; Insecta; Lepidoptera; Pieridae
Product: sin3 histone deacetylase corepressor complex component SDS3
Exons: 7
Coding region: 217-1236 (339 amino acids)
Biological process (GO): negative regulation of transcription by RNA polymerase II
Cellular component (GO): Sin3-type complex
Molecular function (GO): histone deacetylase binding
Source: RefSeq, a predicted model, not a curated record
UACGAGUAACGAGAUGCUUCAAUCGCAUCACAUAGAGGUCGACACCAAUUCUUAUCCGUAAUUUAAAUGCUUUCUAAAAUCCAAGAUACAACAAUUCUUUGAUCUCUCUAUGAGUAACAAAAGCUACUUGUAUGAUUGUUUAAUUUACUAGUUCUCCUACGUUGCAAUUUUAUUGCAUGUCUGCAGUUUACAAACGGUACGACGCAGUCAAUCUGUAUGCAACUGUUACGCAUCACCUCCACUAUGUCUUUCCAAGGAUCACCUUAUUCGGGCCCUGGUGAUGAAUACGACUUUGAAGACGAUGGGUACGACGAUAUCGAUGAGUAUAGAGAUCCAGCGGAUGCAUUACUGCCUUCUCUGGUAGACGACAGCGAUGAAGAUACAGAGGAAGCAAGUGAAGCAGAGCUGCCUAACAAUGAUGAACCCCAAGAACUCAAGGAACAGAUGUACCAAGAUAAGUUGAUGAAUCUUAAAAAGCAAUUACAACAAUUAGAAGAAAAUAUUUAUCCAGAGUUCACAAGAAGAGUGAAACGUCUGGAACAUCAACUACAUGAGCGAUUACGCCUCAAUAAAAUCUAUAAAGAACAUAUGUAUGAAGUUGUUGAAAGGGAAUACAUAGCAGAGAAAAAGGCUGCGGCUAAAGAAUUUGAAGAUAAGAAAAUUGAGCUAAAGGAAAACCUGCUUAAAGACUUGGAAGUGAAACGAAAUGUGAUUGAGAGUGAAAGAAAUAACAUGGAACUGAAUGGUGACUCUAUAGAGGUAAAGCCCCCAAUGAAGCGAAUAUUGAGAAGACGUGCUAAUGAACCUGCGCCAGCUCCUGAAAAGCGACGUAAACCGCUUGCUACUACACUUACUUUCCAGCUUGAUGACAGAGACAUAGACGCUGACCUUAGGGCUAUUUCUAGGAGUUCACCACCCAGACACCACUCACAUAAUACAACACAACCCAGGAAACAUCUCAACUCAAAUUGUGAGUCUCCAGUCCGUGAAUCGCCCCCGGAUCGCGAAACGGCAGACACUCGAGUUGAAGACGGGAAGCUAUUGUACGAGCGCCGGUGGUUCCAUCGCGGACAGAGUGUUUACGUUGAGGGAAGAGAUAUGCCGCGUUUCCCAGCGCAUAUACACGCCAUUACCGAUGAAGCGGUGUGCGUUAAGAAGACGAAUUCGGAACGUGUACGAAUCUUCGUAUCACAACUCGCCAGAGGCAAAGUGACGUUAAAAAGGCGCGCUUCAUAAUUUUAAGGAUUGUGUAUAGAUGUACAUAUUAUAUUAUAUACAUUGAGCGCGUGUAUAGAAAAGAAUCCUUAGCACGAACACUUCGUAAAAUUGUGUACGUUAUAGCGUAUUUCGAACUCAACUGUGGCCGUCUAAAACUAAAAGUUUAAAAAUGUUUUGUAUCAGAUUUUGGAUUUUAUAUGGUAGCACUUGUUUAUACCUAAUGUAAUGCGGUCGAAAGCCAUUCGAGAAUUACGUAAGCAGAUGUACUGCCAUUUGUUCCCCCUCUUUUUAGCAUAAUUAAGCAAAGCUCUCAAAAAAAAAUACUACAUAAUUUUUUGUAGGAAUCUUAGAAAAUGCAUUUCGUUUUGAAUGCAAUAUCUCUAACAACAUUAUUCUUUGUAUGAAUUUUAAGUGUUUUCUGUGGUCGUAUUUAGACUUCGACUAGCUCUUUAUACAAAAAUAGAAUUUCUUUUGAAUUGUCAAUUACUUUAUAUAGAAAUACGUUUGUGCUAAGGGUACUAGUAGAUUUGCGUUUGGCCAAUAUUUGGUCAAAGACUAUAUUUUUGUAAAAGACUAAAAUCUUUAGAUGUAAUUUUACGCACUUUUAUUUAAAAUACAAGUCGUAUGGCUCGAAUUCUAAAAUGAACUUAUUGAAAAUAAUCAAAAGUUCGUUGUGGGAGCAUUUCCGUUAUAAAGUACGGGUUUAUUAGACAUAUAAGAAAACUAAUCAAAUUGAAAAUUUGUGUCUCAGAAAUUUUGGUUAGAACUUUGAUUGAUGAACCUGUUCGUAAGUACCUGCUCUAAGAUGAAUUCAUUCGUAUAUGAAAUAAAACAACUGUAAAAUAAUUAUAUAAAACUAAACAGUAAUUGUAACAAAAUCAUUUAUUUCCAGUUAGACAAAAGAUUCAAUUUUGUUUGCACACAAAUAAGGUACUUUCUGAUAAGUCACAGAUGAGCUUAAUUUAAAAUGUUUCAUCAGACUGUUUUAGUUCAGACUAAGGGGGUAUAAUCGAUGAAUAUUAGAAUUUUAAUUCACUGUUUAAACAGAAACAUAGUAUGCCUUUUAUCACUGGUUACAUAUUUAAGAAUAUGAAUGUGUCAAAUAUUCUAUAAGCUUAUAGUUCGUUUAUGACUCACGUAUGAUAUAAUUAACGUAAAUUAACGUUACGAGGGACUAAAAUGUUUAAGACUAUUUGCAUGACAUCGCGAAAACAGUUGUAUGAAUAAAGUUGUUUUAUUUAUUUAAAGAAAUAUGUGAUCUCGUGUUGUAUUUAAAAAUCAACUAAAAGAAGUUAUUUUUGACAGUUUUUAAUAGUGAAUUGUAAAUAUGAAUAACUAUGAGAUGAAUCUUUUACAAUAUAUCAGAACAAAGAUCUUUAUUAAAUGAUAUAAUAAAAG